Messenger RNA from Xenopus tropicalis (tropical clawed frog), 5678 nucleotides. It is a transcript of the gene irs4, whose product is annotated as insulin receptor substrate 4. Gene Ontology annotation, molecular function: insulin receptor binding. Gene Ontology annotation, biological process: insulin receptor signaling pathway; signal transduction. The record is from RefSeq and is marked provisional. NCBI's taxonomy places the organism in Eukaryota, Metazoa, Chordata, Amphibia, Anura, Pipidae.
UUCUGCCGUCUCCCCGGUUUUGUUUGGGGGCAAAGAGUUUCCAUUGAGCGAGCAAAAUGAGUGCAAUUUAGCGUCCAGUGUGUGGAAGACGAGCCGCAUACCGCUUCAUUCAUCGGCAGAGGGAGGAGAAGUAGCGGGGCGCGCAUACACCGGCUGCCGCAGAGACAGGGCUACAGCCAGCAGCGGGGUUUCCCCAUCCCUCCAUGGCGGGGGUGCUGUGUCCUGAGGAGGACAGAUCCAGCCGAGCAGCCGUAAGGAUGCUUCCUCCGCAGCCGUGCCCAGAUGAGAGCGGCGGAUACAGGCGGAUGUCUGGACCAACGCUGUCACAGGUACAGGAGGAGCCGGCAGUCGAGCCCCCGCAGCCGCCGCUAGCCGCCUCCUCAGCGGAGGAUGAUGUUCGGAAGCGGGGCUACCUGCGGAAGCAGAAGCACGGCCACAAGCGCUACUUCGUGCUGCGGAGCCAGAGCCACCUGGGUCCCGCCCGGCUGGAGUACUACGACAACGAGAAGAAGUUCCGGAGCGGCCAGCGGAGCGGCUGCCACCCCAAGAGAGUCAUCCCACUCUACCUCUGCUUCACCGCCAGCCGCCGGGCGGAUGCCAAGAACAAGCACCUGGUGGCUCUCUAUACCAAGGACGAGUACUUCGCCAUGGCGGCGGAGAGCGAGCAGGAGCAGGACGCCUGGUACCAGGCCCUCAGCGAGCUCAUCAAUGAGAGCAAGGGCGCCUGCCUGGACACCGAGGAGCUGGAGGAGAAUUACGGCACCCUCAGGCCGGGCACUGUCUUCAAAGAGGUGUGGCAGGUCAAUGUGAAGCCCAGGGGGCUGGGGCAGGCCAAGAAUCUGUCCGGGGUCUAUCGGCUGUGCCUGUCCAGUAAGGCGGUGCAUCUGGUCAAGCUCAACUCCGAUGUAGCCUGCGUCCAUCUGCUGCUCAUGAACAUCCGCCGGUGCGGCCAUUCCGAGAACUACUUCUUCAUUGAGGUCGGCCGUUCCUCCUCAACCGGGGCAGGGGAGCUGUGGAUGCAGGUGGAUGACUGUGUAGUGGCGCAGCACAUGCAUGAGACUUUCCUAGAGACCAUGAAGGCUCUCAAGGCCUAUUCCGAAUUCAGGCCCAGGAGUAAGAGCCAGUCCUCCGGUACUAAUCCCAUCUCUUUCAUCACCACCAGAAGGUACUUGGGCAACCUGCCUCCCAGCCAGACAGGGCUGCAAAGAAGAUCCAGGACUGAGAGUGUGGUGGGAACACCCCCAUCUGCUAAGAAUAAUUCUUUUCGUUUUAGAACCUCCAGCGAAGGAGAGGGUACAAUGACCAGACCUUUCAGGUCAGUGACUGGGAGCCUGAGCCAUUUAAAUACUGCGCGGAUUAACCUGGGGAAGCAAGAAGGCGCUGGGAGGUAUGUCAGAGCACCUUUCAAUUCUGGGUACCACUCCAGGUCUGCAUCAUUACCCGUGUCUCAUUUUCCAUCUGCUACCAGUCCUAUAAGUGUGUGUUCUAGCAGCGGACAUGGGUCUGCAUCUGAAACUUUGACCAGACCAUCUAGUUCCUCUGUUUGUGGGUCCCCUAGUGAUGGUGGGUUCAUUUCCUCUGAUGAGUAUGGUUCAAGCCCUGGUGACCUGAGGUAUUUCCGUGUUAGAAGUAAUACUCCAGAUUCCUUGGGCAAUACACCCCCUAUACAGGAGGAAAACACAUUAAGUGACUACAUGUCAAUGAGCACACACAGCCACCCAGAUUCUAAGGAUGAUUAUAUGGAAGCUGAUAAAUGUUUUAGGAAAAGGACAUACUCUCUAACUAAACCUACAAAGUCUGCAUCACAGCAGAAGUCCCAGGCUGCCAUUUCUUUGGACGAGGACUCAGAAGAGAUUAACAAACAGUUUGCCUAUGCUGAAUCACCAAAGCUGAAAGACAGUAGCCAUGUAGAGGAUUAUAGUAAUGGUAUAAUUGAUUCUGUUUGUAACCACAGCAGAAGUAAAGCCAGUGAUGAUGGCUACAUGCCAAUGAUGCCUUCUAAUUCAUAUGAUAGUGACUACUUGCCCAUGGCCCCAAAAACUGUGUCUGCACCAAAACAAAUUAAUAGGUGUCCCUCUCAGGGGGAUUCAAAAGGGUAUAUGAUGAUGUUUCCAAUUAAUAGUUCACCUGUCAAAAAUGUAUUUGGAGGGGCUGCUACUAAAAGUAACAUUGAAAAACUGAGUAAUGGAGGCUACAUGGACAUGUCAUAUGGGAAUUCCAUAAAGCAGAUUAAUGACUCUAAUGUAACAAAUAAUAAUAAUUCUAGGGGAUUGAGUUCCUACUUUUCACUGCCUAGGAGCUUUAAAAACUUGACUAAGCAGAACAUUGAUCACAAUGAAUAUGUUCCAAUGUCUUCACCUGGAAAGCUGCUACAUUUGGGUGCAGAAAAUGGAGUGGGUGUUUGUAAGGAAGGAGCAGUUAAUGAUAUAGCUAAGACUGAAUUAAAAUCCUCCGGUAACAUACUAGAUCAGCAAGUUAAAAGGCCUACUAAACUUACUCUAGGCAUCAGAGGAAGUAAUACCAUACCAAGAAUGUUUGAUCACUCUGCCCCAGCUGAACCUACUAGUCCUGGAGAGUAUAUAAACAUUGACUUCAGUGAUAAAGCAAGUAGUACCCCAUAUUCCCUAUCUGCUGAAGGGUCACCUUCCUCUUUGGGGUCAAGCUGUGAUCAUCGGCAGUCCCCAUUAUCUGACUACAUGAGUGUGGAUAUUGAUGUACAGUCUCCAAAAGCAACAGCGGAACUGUCUAACUCUUUAACGGACAUUUCAUCAUAUGCAUGCACUGUUGUCUCUAGAAUGCAGCCAAAUGCUGAUUAUGCCAAGCUUCCCUGCGGUACAGCUUGUGUCAGCAAAACGGACAACAGGAUUGAUGAUUACACCACAAUGACUUUUAACAUGGCGAUGACCCCACCAAGAUCAUUUGCCAGUGAAACAGAAAAUGGUACAAAAGUGGACAGUCCCUCAUCAAUUGUGAAUCGGUUGUGUAUUGGGGAUAUGACCUCUCUUAACAGUGGAUUUUCUUUACCAAAUCCUUUGCCUGAACCUAUAGCUGGACCUAAAGUUAUCCGUGCAGACCAACAGGGAAGGCGGAGGCACAGUUCUGAAACUUUCUCCUCUGCCAGCACGGUGACCACUUCCUCAUCUUGCUUUACUGAAAGUGGCAAAAGGCACAGCUCGGCCUCAUUUGACAAUGUCUGGCUUAAGCCUGAUGAAAACAGUUGUGAGCAAGAUAAUAAAAUGUCAAGAAAUUGCUCCACAGGGUUUCAGAAUGGGUUAAAUUACAUAGCUUUGAGUAUGCAUGAUGGUGUUUGUGAACCAGCAUCAACAGCUUGCCAUCAGCACCAAAACGGAAGUAGAAAUCUGGAAAGUGGGGGUUACGUCAGCAUUGACUUCACAAGGUCUGACUGUCUGAAGUGUCCCUCUUCUAGAAAAGACUGAGUGCAUUACCAUGGAAACCAUACAGAAGAAAGUGUCACCCCAGCCUUUCCGCUGGAAACCAGACGACUCGGAAGAAACGCAGGGAUAGAAUGCGUGAAGUUGUGCUGAAUUGGAAAUGGAUACCCGCUUUCCCACACAGACUAACUGUACAGCCAUUCAAAGCUUAUUUUAAUGUGUUGGCAAAGGAAGCUUAUUUUUUUCUUUCAGCAUAAUUAUUUUUAUGAGAAAUUCUCAUUGCACGUCUUACAGUUUGUAUAUGAGAUCUUGCUGUGCUUCUUAUAGCAGUUCUGACUUUUAAAAUGGGCAGGAAUGGGACAUGGAAUCCAUUUUAUAGCUCAGUUCCACUCAUUGAAUCUUUUAAAAUGGUGCCCACUUUGCUACCUGGGUGGAUAAAAUCUGGGUUCUAAAGGGUUCACUUACAGAACAGUAUCUGUCAGCUUGUUAAUGAUCUAUAUAUUAGUUCUACUUUUCUGGUACAGAAGAAAAUAUUAAAUAUGUAAAGUUAAGAAAUAUUUUGAAAAUUUUAAUUUUUUUUAAAGUCAAAGUAUAUGUAUUUUACUUGAUCUAUAUUAUGGAAAUAUGCCUCAGAGAAUGAACAAAGAUGCAUUUUUCUAUGGUACGUGACUUGGAAUAAUAUCACAGAGCUUCUGUUUGUGUGAGCCCCACUCAUUUUCUUCUCUAAGUUAUUCCCAUACCUACAACCCCCUCUUCGUCAUUUAUUUUUUCUACGAGUUUCCAGUUUUGCAACUUCCUAUGAGCCCCCCCUAACGCCUGCGAUUUACUGCAAACUACAGAGUACAGUAUUAAUUGAACCGUGUAGGCCCCGGUGUAUACAAUCUGAAAAAACAAAAACGGACGGAAGGUACGUUCUAACUGUUGAUCCGCGACUUUAACAUAAUGUAGCAUCACAUCUAACUGUUCUGAAAGGAAAUGAAUUUGAAUUGUGCGGCGUUGCCAUUUGCACGCAUAUUGAUGGCGAACGAGGAACAGAGUCCUGGCAGCAAUGUUUUUAUGUGAAUUACAAGAAUCAUUUAAGGUGCUAAAUAAGUGGGUGUUACAGGUGUUUUUUUUUCUUUUUUUUUGGUUAAGGCCCUACACUGAGAAGAACUAUGUCGCUGCAUGAUCUUGGUGGUUAGUGAUUAAUGUUUGCUAAUGUUGUUUUAAUGUGUAUUAUCUACAUCAUUAAAUCCAGUCCUGCUUCUCCCAUGUGAAAGCCUAAUGCUGUCACUGUGAAACCAGGAGUAUGCUCUGGCUAUACCCCUUUCAGGCCAGUAUGGAGUCAUUCUGACAGUUUUACCACUACACAAAGGAAUACUAAUAUGGGAGAGACACUUAGCUAGGACUGAUCUCGCUGGGGACCAUCGGUAGGAAAUAAUCAAUAUAAUUUGUCUUACUUGCUGUGAUUUAGGGUGAAAGCGACUGAUGUGAAUUGAAUCCCAGGUUAAGUUACUGAUGGCAGGUAAUGCCCUUCCCUACUAAGCAACUCGCAGUACAACGAUGGGUGAUUUCAUUCUGUUCGUUAGAAGACAAACCCACCGCACCCUUCCACUUCAUCAGCAUUUAAACUUCAGUAUGUUAGCGGUAUUUUUGUAAACGUUUAAGCGAGCACUUAAAGGCUCCAUUUAGAUUUGUGAUCAAUAGAUUCAGAUUGUACAUAUAUGUGAAAAUUUAAAGAACUGCUUUAUGUACCAAAAAAGAAAAAAAAACAACCUUAUUCAGAAUGUGGAUGAGUUCUAAACAGAAUAUACAAUUUUAUUUUCCAUUAGCCAACUGGCGGUCAGUUCUUUGGAACACCUCUCUGGCUUGCUGUAGGUUAUCUACAAUUCCGUCUUCGCUUACUCACAAAAGUUGUUUUUUUAAUGGAAUUGAACAGUUGUCUUAAUGCCCCGGCCCCAAAAUUCCCUCCCCCCUUCUCUCUUGUGAUCUAGCAGCUGCCAGUUCAGAUCUUAACAACCUCAACCUUAGAUUUAUGUGAGUGUGUUAAAACAGGUACAGCAUAAAAUAUGCAAUCUCUUUAGUUUACAAACAAAAUAAAACUAAUUUAUUCAGUAUUGUGCUGGAAUAUAACUUUGGAGUAUGUAAGCAUAUCACUAGAUAUUAUCUUCCAGCUGCCAGUUUAUGCUGCUGUAUAGUUUAAAAUUUACCAAUGAUGGAAGAAAUGUUUUGUCCUGUAAAUUUAAUUUCAUAUUUGGAAGUUAUUUUGUCUGUACAAAUGAAUUAAAGACAUGGUUGGUACUGUUA